Molecule: messenger RNA, 3654 nt
Organism: Cynoglossus semilaevis (tongue sole)
Lineage: Eukaryota; Metazoa; Chordata; Actinopteri; Pleuronectiformes; Cynoglossidae
Gene: spsb4a
Product: splA/ryanodine receptor domain and SOCS box containing 4a
Exons: 6
Biological process (GO): proteasome-mediated ubiquitin-dependent protein catabolic process
Cellular component (GO): SCF ubiquitin ligase complex
Molecular function (GO): protein binding
Source: RefSeq, a predicted model, not a curated record
GGUAGAAGGGACCAAUCCGCGGCGAAGUGCAGAGUAAACGGACACUAAGCGUCGGGUCCCUGGUGAACUGCAGAUGUGGAGCUGCUGCUGCUUCUUCUCGUGCUCCAUACAGCAACAAAGAAGCCGUCGCUAUACGGCGGAUACAGAUGUUCCACCGCCGGAGUAACCAGGUCAGCGGCGGAGAAGAGAAGCCAUUUCCCGGCGCCGUAAACCCUCAGAAAAACAAGUGUCGUUGAGUACCCAGAGGAGUUUGUGUUCGGUGCCUCCAUAGUGUAGCGGUUAGCUCCCCUGUCUCGGAAGUGUAGAGCAGAUAUUCCUGGGUUUGAUUUCCAGAGGAACCAUAUACUUGGCGGCAACGUAACCCUGCAAUGCCAUUGGUCGAGGACGUCGUAAAUCAACACCUGCUGUGUAUCCGCUCCAAUACUAAGGUGGAACGUUUGCCAGGGCGCAGCCUUGUUCUCAUUUACAUAUAAAUGAUGAAAGAGUCUGCGGUGUCAUGUUCGCGCUCAUCUCUCUUCCUGUGGUGAUUCAGUGUCCUUGUUUUUUUUCCCCUGCUCCCAUGUGUCUUUCUCGGAUUGGCAUCCACUUUGUCUUCCUGAUGAUGACCGUGGCAUGAGACCAGAUCACAAUAUUUGUUCACCACCCCCUUCACCGUCUCCAUCCCCUACUCUUCACUCUGGAAUCCACUCACAGCUCCACCGCAUUGAUGAGGUAGCAUCUAGCUAUACGCAGCACCGCAUCCCUCUUCUGUCCACCCUUUAACGCCAAUCAUGGGUCAGAAGAUUUCUGGAGGCAUAAAAUCAGUAGACAGUCGCGGGGAAAGCGGUGGCUCCCCGUCCUACCGGCCCUUGGUUCAUCGCCGGCAGCACCCAGCACUGAGGGGCCCAGACUUCUCCAAACCUCCUAGGUUGGACCUCCUACUGGAUAUGCCGUGUGCUGGACCGGAGACUCAGCUUUGUCAUGCAUGGAACCCUGAUGACCGCUCACUUAACAUUUUCAUCAAAGAAGAAGAUAAGUUGACGUUUCACCGCCACCCGGUCGCUCAGAGCACGGACUGCAUUCGGGGUCGGGUUGGCUACACUAGAGGACUUCAUGUGUGGAGGAUCCACUGGCCCUCUCGGCAGCGAGGUACACACGCGAUUGUCGGGGUGGCAACGUCAGAGGCUCCUUUACAUUCUGUUGGCUACACGGCUCUCGUGGGGUCAGACUCUGAGUCCUGGGGCUGGGAUCUAGGACGUAACCGACUCUACCACGACAGUAAAAACCGGGCCCACAGCUCGCUGCCAUCUUACCCAUGUUUCCUGGAAUAGGAAGAGUCAUUCACGCCACCGGACGCAAUANNAGUCAUUUUGGAUAUGGACGAAGGAACCCUGAGUUUCAUGGUAGAUGGACAGUACCUGGGAGUGGCGUUUAGGGGACUCAAGGGCAAGAAAUUGUAUCCCAUUGUCAGCGCCGUGUGGGGACAUUGUGAGAUAUCCAUGAAGUACAUCAACGGCUUAGAUCCUGAGCCUCUCCCCCUGAUGGACCUCUGUCGGCGUGCCGCUCGUCUGGCCUUGGGGCGGGAGAGGUUACAGGAGAUCGAGAGCCUCCCUCUUCCUCAGUCCCUCAAAAAUUACCUCCAGUACCAGUGACUGACAAGGAGAGCAGAGAAAACUGACGGAAUGUCGACGCAAACCAGACCACCAGAAAGUUUCAGGGAUGAGAAGUCUUUAAACAUGAGUGAUGGCUGGACAACUGUCCACCGUCAGAGUCCACAGCUUGAUUAGAAAUGAUUUAAUAUGAAAGAAGGAAGGUGAACCUGAUGGUGGAGGUCCAUGCUUUCACACCAGGGGCAGGGCAGUCCCAGCUUCUUCAGAAUUUUGAGCUGCUCCUAUUUUUUUUAAUUAUUAUUAUUAUAUUGGACUUGAAAUAAUUUAUUAAUGAUGGUGUCCCAUCAGUGCGUCACUCAGUGAGGAGAGAAAAGCCCGUCCACUGGACUGCACAGUGCAGUAAAGCAAAGAGAGAGGCGAUGGUGGUAAGACAAACACCACCAUCUAGCGGAGAUAAUGAAUGCUGCAAUGAGAAGGCACAGUAACAGUAAACACGGAGGCCUUUCUGACGUCAAGUCAGUGACAGUAUCACUAACUGGACACAUGUGUGUGUCCGCUUUCUCCACUGACACAGGUUACAGGCUGCAGCUUCCGAAUCGUCCAAUAGGAUUUUAGCACUACUACUACUAGUCAUUUUGAUGUAACAACUCGGGCCGACUACACACUCCCACAGCACACACAGUGGACAAACAUGGACUCAGGUGGAAUACAGAGUUUAUAUAAAGAAGAAAAAAAGCCUGACCUCCUAACUGAUGCACAUCAUUUGGGGACAAGUCCUUUUUAGAGAGAGGCAUGUCUGAUACAGAGGGAUAGAACAGUAGAUUUGAAAAGCAAUAAGUUAUUGAUGGACUAGUCAUUAUUUGGUCUGCAAGAGUCUUAAUAGUUAUCAGUUUGAUUACAUUAUAUAGUGAUAAUCAUUUUUUGGCUGUUUUAACAUCAUUUGUGUUACAACACUGCAACGUGUGGAUAUAUUUUCACCUGUAUUCACACCCAGAAGCAUCCUGACUUUACAGAGGAAAGAGAAAACACAGUCAGGGGACAGCUGUGCUGCAUGUGGUCAGAUGAUAACAAAUGUGUAGCGGCCUAGAAAUAGCAACUGUAGUACUGUGAAAAGGUUUAAUAUACUGUACGCAUGAUGAACCAAUCAUCUAAAAAGGACUGGUCCACUGAAUCUUUUACUACUUACUAAUUCAAAAAGAUUUGCACAAAAACAUUAAAGAGAGAAACAUUCCUCAGCAAACACCCCUUGGCCUACUAGGAUGUCAGUCACCACCAGAGUAUUCCACACUGCGACAUGACCUUUUCACCUGUGUGCGUUGAGGCUUCAGGUCACGUCAGGCCUCGGUGUUGCCGUAGUGCUAACAUUCUGUGGACAGUCCUAGAGAUUCAUGAUGGUAGCACCUGCUGUAGCUCCCUGUCCACCAGACAGUAUCUGUCUGCUCGCUGCACAACUGUCUUAAUGACCACAGAAGAAGAAAACAAGCAGAUCUACGUUAAGGCCUGAGCAGGCUGGGAAUGAAAUGUGGUCGACCAGUGCACAACUACACACACACACCCAAGCACACAAAUACAGACACACACACACACUUUUUCGUUCCUAAAAAGGCUUGAGUCACUUUUGUUUUUUUACUUUGGAGUUUGUAUCCUUCAUUAUUCCUAUGAAUUAUUAUUAAUAUUAUUAUGAGUGUGGAGUCUGGUUGUGAUGAUGACGAUGAUGACUGUGAUAUUGUAACUUAUCACAAGAUGAUGUUUAUGUUUUUAACUGAUGGACGGUUUUACAUUCAGGUAAAUUUAUUACAAAGAUGCUACAAGUGAAGGGAGAGAGACAGAGGGAGAGGGAGAGAGAGGGGAGAAAUCCCAAACAAUUGAUUCAAUGCUGCUUUUACUGUUGUUGUUACCAUUAUUUUAAUUAUUAUUUUUGUGACGGCGAUGGUCUCACCUCUGCUUCCUUCAGUUAGCUGAGAGGACGAGGACCAGUUCAGAGGAAACGUCGAAUGUAUGGACAUUGUAUUUGAGAUGUCGACAGAUAAGAAAUGUGAAUAAAAAGCCAAGUGAUUAAGAAAAA